This is a messenger RNA of Lindgomyces ingoldianus, 966 nucleotides long. RefSeq lists its product as uncharacterized. The transcript has a single exon. The record is from RefSeq and is a predicted model, not a curated record. The annotation marks the transcript as partial. Lineage: Eukaryota; Fungi; Ascomycota; Dothideomycetes; Pleosporales; Lindgomycetaceae.
UCCAGAAUGGCUAUUCUAGCCAAAAAUGCGGCCAAGGGUCCCUUCCAGUUAGUUACGGUGGUAAACAGCAAAGAUCAAUAUAAUCUUUUAGAGGACCCCUCCAUCCCAAAACCAGAUCUGGACGCUGAAAUUCACGCCAUAUUUCAGAAGAGUAAUUGGAAAGGCGUCAACGAUAUUCUCUUCCUUAACCUACAACCAUCUCUUCGACUUGCCUCUAUGUUUCUUCGAAAUGAAUCCUUUCUCGAAUGGUUGGUAGCGCCGCUGGUCGGACGUAUGCUAACUGACAUACAGUCUGGAAAGACCUACUUGUCAGACCCGCUGCGGAACAGAACAGGUACUGAAAGGAAUGGUCUUGUUCAAGAGGUCCGGAUGGCGCUACACUGUCUGGCUCACAGUACCCAUUUCCAUUUCGAGGCCCCUACACAAUCGAAGUUUUAUGGUCGAACAAUGAUACACCGCACGCAGCCCCUUCACACAUCUGUUUGUACCUCUAGGUUUAUCCGCAAUAACCUCGGGAUCAAAAUUGAGAUACGCUUGGAAUAUCAAAGAUUUCUUGAGAAUAGCUACACAUCUAGUACUCUUUGCCAGAGGCUCCGUCAUGAUUUCUCCCUUGCUACUACUUUAGUCCACGAGCUCGUUCAUGCAAUCGGAAUUAUGCGUCGCGGCGACCUUAAGGAGCCCCACCUCAGGCUCGAUGAGCCGGAAAAUUCUGAGCUUGGGAAUGCGUUCGAGAAUUUCUUCUUCGGGGCCAUUAUCAAUCCCGCCGACAAGGCCUCUGAUGCCCCAUCGUUCCUGAUGGGGAAACCCUGGGCCGACGACAAAACGACCGACGCGGCGGGAGGUAAGGAGUGGGUUACGAUUCCUAUGUCAUACGUUGCUCAGUGGUUUCGAAAGGAUACUUGGGAUAUCAUCAAGAAGGAUGGACCCACUGCAAUUCCUCCUCCGUCUGUAAGGCUGAAAGUCCAA